This is a messenger RNA of Diversispora eburnea, 1527 nucleotides long. NCBI's taxonomy places the organism in Eukaryota, Fungi, Glomeromycota, Glomeromycetes, Diversisporales, Diversisporaceae. The record is from the annotation of a GenBank genome assembly.
AUGUCCACUUGUUCACUUGAAAAGGCACUCCCAAUAGAAUGUAUUCACGAAAUAAUUUCUCAUUUAACCGACAGUUCGUCAACUUUAAAUAGUUGUGUGCGCACUAAUCGUCUAUUUGCGCGCCUAUCUGUUCCUCUCCUUUAUAAAAAUCCUUGGAAAUAUUUUGAUAUUGAAGAAGAAGACGGAGAGCUUUAUAAAAAGGAUCUUAAUUCAAAAGGUUCUCUACUUCUUAGAACUUACUUAAAUUGUCUAAAUGAACAGGCAAUUGAGUUUUCGGAGUCAGAAUGUUCAAGUUCCGACACCUACCCUACUACUAUCAUGGACUAUAUUGCAUUUACACGUCACAUUAAUGUUCCUAUUCUAUAUCGCUUUCUUGAAGCGAGAUUUUCUACUACUGUUAUCUGCGUUGAUAGAACCAAAAAAAUUCAGGAAGCUUUGUUGGCUUUAUCUGAUGCUUUGAGUAAGCGUUGUGUUACAGUAGAAGCCUUGGUGACUUGUUGGCAUUCAACACCUGAUAUUUUUACUUCAGUGGUUCAAAGAUUUCCUAAUAUCGCGCAUCUUGAUCUCUUACAAUAUGAAAAUACUAAUGAAACCUUAACGUUUAUUGGAGAAAAUUGUAAAAGGCUUCGCAUAUUUAAGUUUACUGUUCGUAAUUGUUCCCCAAAACUUUUAUCUAAUUUUCUGGAAUCUCAGGAAUAUCUUGAUGAACUUUGUGUUAGGAUUACUAUAGCUCCUAAAAUAUUAUUAGCUGGCUUGUCACCAUUCGUCAUUGCAAAGAUCACUGAUUUAAGAAUUAAUGGAUUACAUAUAGAUCACGCAAUGGAUAAUCUAAUAUUUCAAAAUUUACGAUCUUUAGAUCUUGGUGAUUGUCAUAGCAUGGAUGAAAAAACAUUUAAUGCAUUACAAUUUGGACAAAUGAUAACUGAGAUUAAUCUAUCAGAAACAAAGGUUUCAGAGGAAGCAAUUGUUGCUUUGGCAACUCAUUGUAAACAUAAUCUCAAAAAAUUGAUAAUGUUACCAUGUGGUGCAGCCGAUUCUAUUGAAUUAGGUAUUCGAGCUCUAGCAGCGCAUUGUCCAAAUCUUGAAGAAUUUAGAUUAGACGUAAUUCGAGUUGAGAUUAAAGCCAUUAUGGAUUUAAUUCAAUCAUGUAGAAAAUUAGAAAUUUUAGUUCUUGGAGGAGUAGAUAUACAUAAUGAUGAUUUAUUACUUGAUGAGCUUAUGGAAACAAUUCGAACUUAUAUUAGUGAAUCAAUAAAACAUUUGGACUUGCGCGAAUGGAGUAUUGGUGAAAAAUCAGUUAUUGAUUUGGCUACUGAUUGUCGAAAUUUAGAAAAAAUUAUAUUAAGAUAUUGUCGUUAUGUCAAUGAUAAUUGUAUCGAGACAAUUAGUAAAUAUUUAGCAGAAAAUCUUCGACAUCUUGACGUGGCAAAUUGUCCUUUAGUAAGCUCUAGUGAGAUAGCGGCUGCCGAAGAAAGAUUUUUAAAUUGUCGAAUAAUUCAUGCUUCAAGAUUAUAUACUGAGCAUUAA